This is a messenger RNA of Oncorhynchus tshawytscha (Chinook salmon), 2191 nucleotides long. RefSeq names its product serine/threonine-protein phosphatase 2B catalytic subunit gamma isoform-like. The transcript has 13 exons. Gene Ontology annotation, molecular function: calmodulin-dependent protein phosphatase activity; calmodulin binding. Gene Ontology annotation, biological process: calcineurin-mediated signaling. The record is from RefSeq and is a predicted model, not a curated record. Gene Ontology annotation, cellular component: cytoplasm; calcineurin complex. Bases 540 to 2075 code for a protein of 511 amino acids. NCBI's taxonomy places the organism in Eukaryota, Metazoa, Chordata, Actinopteri, Salmoniformes, Salmonidae.
AGGAAAUCCGUUUGUGGUGGAUUGCUACAGUAAUCCUACAGCAGUCUGGACGAUAUAUUUGAUCACGACUAAAACCCAAAACUAGAGGCCUGGAUCAGAUUAGGUACAGCCAAGAAGAAGCAGAUGAAAUUAAGACAUGAAUUGAGCUGCGGUGUGUAAACCAGAGAAAACAGAGAUCGGUUUGAAACCUUUUCCUGGACCGGAGCAGUCUGUUCAUUUGACAGAUAAUUUGACAGCAGUUGGUUUACUAGCUACCUCUGGCUCGACAAGGCAGGAAGAAAGCUUUCAUUUAGUGGUUAAAGUGAUCCCCCCCCCUCCCUCCCUCCCCACAUCUAGCUAGCUAAAUUACGUUCCUGCCCAGUUGAUCUGCACUUCCCUAGUCUGCUAACCCCCUGCCGGAGAGGACGGCUGCGGAUCCAGAGGUGCUGUUGGAGGUAGCUAGCUAGCACGGCUAGUUCAUUUCACUAGCUAGCCUGCUAGCUACGCCUUGGAAUUCACAUCAUUAGCUAACUGGUUCCUCCUGGGGCAGAUACGCCGAGAUGUCGGUGACGAAAGACCAAACACCAACCAAACUGUCCACCACCGAUCGGCCCAUUAAAGCGGUGCCCUACCCCCCUGGCUCCAAGCUGACGGUAAAGGACCUGUAUGUAGACGGGAAGCCCAGUGUUGAGGUGCUCAAGACCCAUCUUGUUAAGGAGGGCCGUCUGGAGGAGGAAGCAGCUCUUCGCAUCAUCACUGAUGGAGCCAACAUCCUGCGACAAGAGAAAUGCAUGCUGGAGGUGGAAGCACCUAUAACAGUGUGUGGGGAUGUCCAUGGCCAGUUCUUUGACCUGAUGAAGCUGUUUGAGGUGGGCGGCUCGCCCAGCAGCACCCGCUACCUGUUCCUGGGGGACUAUGUUGAUCGAGGAUACUUCAGCAUCGAGUGUGUGUUGUUCCUGUGGACUCUGAAGAUCAACCACCCCACCACUCUGUUCCUACUCAGAGGAAACCAUGAGUGCCGGCAUCUCACAGAGUACUUCACCUUUAAACAGGAGUGUAAGAUAAAGUACUCUGAGCGUGUGUAUGAUGCGUGUAUGGAGGCGUUUGAUUGCCUUCCCCUGGCUGCGCUCCUCAACCAGCAGUUCCUGUGUGUCCACGGAGGCCUGAGCCCCGAAAUCACCUGCUUGGACGACAUACGCAAGCUGGACCGGUUUAAGGAGCCCCCUGCGUUCGGACCCAUGUGUGACCUGCUGUGGUCAGACCCUGGAGAAGACUACGGCUCUGAGAAGACCCAAGAACACUUUGCUCAUAACUCAGUUCGAGGCUGCUCCUACUUCUACAGUUACCCAGCAGUAUGUGACUUUCUGAUGAACAAUAAUCUGCUGUCAGUAAUAAGAGCACAUGAAGCCCAGGACGCUGGGUAUAGAAUGUACAGGAAAAGCCAGACGACGGGUUUUCCUUCUCUGAUCACGAUAUUCUCUGCUCCGAAUUACCUGGACGUGUACAACAACAAAGCGGCGGUGCUGAAGUAUGAGAACAACGUGAUGAACAUCAGGCAGUUCAACUGCUCCCCCCACCCCUACUGGCUGCCCAACUUCAUGGACGUCUUCACCUGGUCUCUGCCCUUCGUCGGCGAGAAGGUGACAGAGAUGCUGGUUAACGUGCUCAACAUCUGCUCUGAUGACGAGCUCAUGUCGGAAGGAGACGACACCUGCGAGGCUGGAACUUCUGCUGUGAGGAAGGAGGUAAUCAGGAAUAAGAUCCGCGCGAUCGGGAAGAUGGCCCGUGUCUUUUCUGUGCUCAGAGAGGAGAAUGAGAGUGUGUUACAGCUGAAGGGGCUGACCCCCACUGGGGCCUUGCCUGUGGGAGUUCUGUCUGGAGGACGGCAGACCCUGGAGAGCGCUACCGUACAGGCAGAAGAGGCACGAGCUAUCCAAGGGUUCAACCCGCAGCAUAAGAUCCAGUCCUUUGAGGAGGCCCGAGGUCUGGACAGGGUCAAUGAACGGAUGCCCCCUCGCCAAGAUGCUCCUCCCCCUCCCAACAACCUCCCAGCCAGUGGCCCACCUAACAAGAACGGGACAAACACACAGGCCUAGGCAUCUGGCCCACCUCUCUCUGUAUCCAUCCCUCCCUCCCUCGCUCUGUAUCCAUCCCUCCCUCCCUCGCUCUGUAUCCAUCCCUCCCUCCCUCGCUCUGUAACCAUCCCUACCUC